Messenger RNA from Solanum tuberosum (potato), 2283 nucleotides. Its product is annotated as probable protein phosphatase 2C 6. The transcript has 5 exons. NCBI's taxonomy places the organism in Eukaryota, Viridiplantae, Streptophyta, Magnoliopsida, Solanales, Solanaceae. Gene Ontology annotation, molecular function: protein serine/threonine phosphatase activity. The coding region runs from base 319 to 1866 and encodes 515 amino acids. Gene Ontology annotation, biological process: protein dephosphorylation. The record is from RefSeq and is a predicted model, not a curated record.
UCACCUGAUUAUUAUUACUACUAUCUUUUCUUUUAUUAUAUCUGAAUCUCUCUAUCACUUUCUGCAAUUAUUUUUCUUUGUAAUCUUUAGGGUUUUCAGCUUCAAUCUUUUGGAUCCAUCAAUUUCCUUGUCUCAGUACUGAAUUCUUCGAGUGUUGUUUCAUUUCUUAGUAAUUUCAAUUUUUUCUUUGUUAAUCGGGGCGAUAAAGAGCUGAAUCUCAGUGAAUUCUGGCAGGAAACGCAUUUGUUUAAUUCUUCCGUGAAUACAAGGUGUUUGAUAAAUUUCCUCAGAGAGAGAAUCGCAGAUUUUUAAGGGGGAAUGGGAAUUUGUUACUCUUCAAGUAAAAGCAAGAGCGAUGAUGGGUUGUGGGAUGGUAAGAAUGACAGCAGAAGGUUUGAUUCCAAGUUGAAGAAGAACAGUUACAGUGGCGAUUUCAGCUCAUUUUUGAGCAAGUUAAGUGGUGUUGGUGGAGGAGGGGGUGAGGACAAGGGGCUGCAUCAUAUUCCCGGAAGGAUUUUGGGGAAUGGAGCCUCCUCCCGUGCUUGCCUACACACUCAGCAAGGGAAAAAAGGAACGAAUCAAGAUGCCAUGAUCGUUUGGGAGAAUUUUUGCUCGCGAAGUGAUACAAUAUUUUGCGGAGUAUUUGAUGGACACGGUCCCUAUGGCCACAUGGUGGCAAGGAAAGUUCGAGAUACUCUUCCGUUUCUCCUGUGUUCAGAGUGGCAAGUUAAAUCCAGUGGUGAUCAAAGUAAUACUUCUGAGAACGGAAAUACCAAUGGAGGUUCACAUCUUGAUGAUGUCUUGGAUGAUGAUUUGAUUGAAGCUAUGGAAGCUGAGAGCAACGAAAAGUUCCCAGAAAUACAUCUUCCCCUUAAAAGAUCAAUGUUAAAAGCUUUCCGGUCGAUGGAUAAAGAACUCAAGUUGCACCCUACUAUUGAUUGUUUCUGUAGUGGAUCAACUGCUGUUUCCUUGGUGAUGCAGGGCCAGGAUAUAAUAGUUGGUAAUGUUGGUGACUCAAGAGCAGUAUUGGCAACUAGAGAUAAAGACAACUAUUUAAUGGCUGUACAGUUGACAGUAGAUUUGAAGCCUAAUCUUCCAAAAGAAGCUGCUAGAAUACAUAAAUACAAAGGCAGGGUUUUUGCAUUGCAAGAUGAGCCAGAGGUUGCACGUGUAUGGUUGCCGAACAGCGACUCUCCUGGCUUGGCAAUGGCCAGAGCAUUUGGUGAUUUUUGUCUCAAAGAUUUUGGGUUAAUUUCUGUCCCUGAUGUGUAUUACCACCGCAUUACUGAUAGGAAUGAAUUUGUUGUUCUAGCAACUGAUGGGGUUUGGGAUGUCCUUUCUAAUAAGGAAGCCGUGGAUAUUGUGGCCUCAGCCCCAAGUCGCGCUACAGCUGCCCGAGCUCUUGUUGACUGCGCGACAAGAGCUUGGAGGCUGAAGUACCCGACAUCAAAGACUGAUGACUGUGCUGUAGUAUGCCUUUUCCUGGACCGUGUACCUGCACCUGAUUCUGUAGUCACAGCGACGCAACAUGAUUUGACAAAGGCUCCUGAAGUGGAAAUUAAAACAAUUAUUACUGAUGGCAACCUUGAAAAUGCAGAUAGGAAUGCUUCUCAUAUUGCAGUUCGUGAACAUUCAGUUACUACAAAAGAUGCCAGUGAGAUAGUCCCUGUUGACGAGUCAAUAGAAGAACAGCUAGCGGAUAAGGGUCUUGGACAUUCUACGAGAAGCCUAGCCGAGUGCCUUUCAACUGCAGAAGAUCAGGAAUGGUCAGCCCUCGAGGGAGUUACCAGGGUUAAUAGCCUUCUUAGUCUACCUAGAUUCAUGUCUGGUGACAAAAAGUCAGCCAGUCGGAGGAAAUGGUUGUAAGACAUCAAGGCAUGAUACCUCAAGGGCCAAGGCUAAUGUAAGUGAUUUGUAUUAGUGCCUUCUGCAUAUAUGAUGCUGUUCUUCUCAAAGAUUCUGUAAAUCAAAACACGGUAGUAUAAAAGACUAAAUGCUAGAUAAUUGCCUGGAAUGUAAAACAGCCUCUGUGCUUGAUGACUAUCCAAAUUGGCAAUGUUUUUUGGUAGAAUAUUUAUAAUUGAUGAUCACAUCUGAGUACGACGCGAGGCCUCAGACAGAAAUAGUAACACUUUUUUGUGCUGUGUAAUAUUUUACUUUCAUGUCCAACAUGGGAUCCCCUCUGGUGCACUUUAGAUGGGUGGUUGUUUUGGUCAUUUUUUGAAUAUUGCUGAACAAUGAAGUUUUAUGUUUUAACUUUAAGCUAAGUUCUAUUGCACUCCA